This is a messenger RNA of Suillus clintonianus, 696 nucleotides long. RefSeq lists its product as uncharacterized. The record is from RefSeq and is a predicted model, not a curated record. Lineage: Eukaryota; Fungi; Basidiomycota; Agaricomycetes; Boletales; Suillaceae. Bases 109 to 519 code for a protein of 136 amino acids. The transcript is spliced from 5 exons.
CAGGUAAUUCUUGCGGGGGGAUUAAGUUGCGACGCACUAUAUGGGCUCGCUAUUGUUAGGUGUGAGUUCGGCACGAGCAUAUGUCGCUUCGCCAAUCUGAUAUAUACUAUGUUAACAGUCGGAGGUUGCGAGUUACCGACAGCCUCACAACAGCCUCUGCUAGCAGCGUAUGUACUUCUGGUCGUACUACAGAUAGAGGUUCUCGUGCUUUCUGUUUACAAGGCAUUCAAAAUGUAUCAUGCAAGUCGUGGAACGCUGUUAGUUUUGCUUGUACAGCACAACGUUGGAUAUUUCGCCACCUGUCUUGCAUUGAAUGGUAUCAACAUGAUGAGUGCGGUUGGAGUAGUAAGCCAUGAUCAUGCAAUGAUGGAAGUGACUCAGGUAAUCCUGCAAGCGCUGCUUGCCACCCGAAUGCAGAUCCACCUCUGGAAAAGCAUCGGUGGACAGAGCGAUAUACCGAUGGAUGAGAUGGCAUCAAUGUCAUUUGCUGACAGACGAGGUAUCACGAGUCUAGUCUGAGAUUGUGGCCGGUUUAACGUAUUGAAAUGUCUGUGUCAACUUUUGCGACAUAUGGCUGUCUGUAUCCUUUUGAAAUUCUGCACCAUUGGCGGGGAAGCUUUGUUGCUGCUUGCAACCAUAUCAGACAUUGCUGACGUAGUUCAUUUUCAUCGCCGACAUCGUCUCAUAGACCAAGGG